Molecule: messenger RNA, 1393 nt
Organism: Drosophila rhopaloa
Lineage: Eukaryota; Metazoa; Arthropoda; Insecta; Diptera; Drosophilidae
Exons: 1
Coding region: 1262-1387 (41 amino acids)
Source: RefSeq, a predicted model, not a curated record
CAUCAAAAAUUCACUAUGGAACUUAUCUAAAUGCACUAAAUUACACAUUAAGCGAGUAUCUUAAAUCAAGACCUGCACACACAGUCGCAAUCUAAGCGCAUAAACAACAAGAACAAGCCCCGCAAAAUGCAAAUUUGCAGUGAUGAGGUGAGGGGGUUGGGGGGUUGAGCAAAUUGAGUUGGCAUGGUCAGGGACUAGAGAUUGCGGACUCAUAGACUCAUAGACUCACUUGCCCUAGCUGCUUAAUUUGCGUGCGAGCUUAUAUUUUUUUCUCCCACUGUUGCCUUGCCUUCCGUGCCCUCCAUCGAUUAUGUAAAUGCGAAAAUUUCCAUUAAAUGCAUUGAAUUCCAUUACGAACGCAUCAUCAUCAUCUUCAUAGUCGCAGUAGUAGUGAAUGAGGGAACGUUGUAAACCAGAAACCCAGACAGACAGACAGAUUCAGAGGCAGUGGCGGAGAUCUCAGCUCUGGGCGCCCAUUGUCUUGCGGUAUUGCGAAUUUAUGGCUCAACAACUGCGAGUCCGGCACAAUGAAGUCAUUUGCUGUGGAAUGUUCGGCGGUCGUCGAGGCAAGUGAAAAUGCCUGGCCCGAAUAUCGUAAAUCGUUUACUGGUCUGUUGUCUGUUGUCUUUUUUUUCCCUCGUAGGUAUUUUCAUUAGCCAAACACAAAUUGAGGCAACACGACACGACACACAAAACCGAAAGAAAAACACUUAACAUCAACACGAAAAAGACUAAGCAAGCAGCAAGGCUAAAAAAUCAGGGGGAGGGGGUCGAGGCAAGUCGGGCUUAACAUGGCUCAGAUCAGCUCAGGUUGGCUCAAGCGGACUGAGCGAGAAAAACCAACAGAAACUACUGUUUAAACAUCUCUGCAAGCCGCGCUUGCACAUGGAUUUUUACCUGGUUCACCCUUUUCCAAUGUUGGCCAAUGACCAAACAGAAGCUUACGGGUAUUUAUUCCACCUGGCGGUGGGUUAUAAUUUGCGUACUUCAUUUUGGGGCCAUAAUUUCGACUGUUUCGUCUGUUGGGAGGAUGUGUGAAAGUGUCUGUCGGCCUGCGGCAUUUGAAACUCCGACUGCAGCAAAUGUGCAGCCAAAUGGAUCUUUUGUUUGCCGGCUUUCACCACAAACGCCGCUUCACUUUUGUAUUUGGCUACGCAUUUCACACUUUGAGUGCGGAAAAUCUCUCUCUCUCUCUCUCACCGACUAACAACUCAAAACUGGCAACUGUAAGCGAAACGGAAAUCAUUGGAAAAGCUGGAAAAUGCAGGGGGAAAACAGAGACUGUGUUGGCGAAUUCGAGAGGCCCAGCAAGACCUUGGUGCUGUUAAUCUUCACCUUGGCGGUUAUCAUGAAGUUGGGCAUCAUUUUGGUGGAGAUUAUGGUGUGAGGGAAU